Molecule: messenger RNA, 636 nt
Organism: Arabis nemorensis
Lineage: Eukaryota; Viridiplantae; Streptophyta; Magnoliopsida; Brassicales; Brassicaceae
Source: the annotation of a GenBank genome assembly
AUGGAUUUCUCGUUGCAUCCGAACAAUGAAAAUCUCGUCAUAAGUAACAACCAACCAUUUCUUAGUGAUGAUGAUGUAUCUAAUUUUCAGAAUGGAUAUCUUAAUUCAUUCGAUGAUGCUUCUCUCAAUGGAUUGUAUCAUCCACCGAUUCCAGCCGCUUUCUCUCAUCACCAUCACCAAAAUUUGAUAUCUUCGAUCCCAUACCAUUACUAUAGUUCUUUGAAUUUGAACGUAGAAACUACUCAAGUUCCUCCAAAUUACGAAGCUCCCACAACCAACAUACCCUCAACAUAUCCACUUAUGGAUAUCAAUUCUUUCAAAGAAAUCCAACAAAAUGAGAAUAUUGUGCGGGAUGAGAUUGUACACGACCAUGGGUUUAUCACUGGUGGUGGAGAGACAAAUCUCGAUCAGAAGGCUCAAUCUCAACCAUUUGAUUUUGCUGGACCAAAUAAUAUCAGCGGCACAAACAAAAAAUUCACUAAUCAGUCUCAAGAUCAAGUGGUGAAAAACAUACCUUCUAAGAAAGCUAACAUCAUCAAAUGGAAAUGGACAAGAACAGAAGAUAAGCAAGAUACUAAAGCGAAUGGUGGAACUUUAUGGAACAAAAAAAUGGUCAAAGAUUUCAAAGAUGUUUGA